CAUUGCGAAAAAUUUUUUUUACGCAGAUUAACGAAUUAAAAAUUCACAGCAACUGUCUCUAAAAUGUUGGAAUAUAAUUUUCAAGCCCCAGACAUUAAUGGCAUGACAUUACCAAUGUUACCCAUGGCCAUCGGGUACGGCUUCGGUAUUGAUGUCAACGAUUAUGAUAUAUCGAAUGAUGUUAUUGUUGGAAGCGGUGCAGAAAAUACUGCUGAAAUUGAUGAAUAUUCCACAACUAUCGACUAUCUAUAUAAAGACGAUACCACAACAGUAUCUAUGAUGAAUGAGGAUUGCAAAAACAAAGAUUCCCCAUGUAUGACGUGGGUCUCAGUGAUUUUCAUUCUACUUUUUGUGAUCGGGAUUUUCACGAACAUAGUGGGAUACCUUCUAGCCGCUGCAAAUAGAAAAAUUGAUCGACAUUAUCACAAUUUUCUCCAUAUAUUCCUAGCAAAUAUACUCUUACUCCUGCCCUUGCCCUUCAGCGUUGCUGCAAGAUUUCAUGGAUCCUGGGAGCUUGGCAAUGGUUUUUAUAGGUUUCUCAGCGUGGUAGAAGCUUCGGCAACAACAAUUUUGGCUUUUCAGUUGAUAUACUUGAUGCAAACACGUGCAGCGGAAUUUGCGAGCACAGAAAAAAAACCAACUAAAGGAAAAAGAAAGAUUUUCUGCUACUUCUUCUGGUUAUUGGGAUUCUCUUCAAUGUGGCCAGCAGCAAUGUACGACGAUGUUAUGACAGAUGUUAUCCAGAACCAAUCAAUGACACGAUCUGAAGGAGGAUCGAUUAUAAUCAAACUAAAUACAGUCAUCAACUUCGUUAUACCCGGAAUGUUGGCCGUUUGUUCGUUAAUAUAUUCUUUAAGAAAACACAAACAAACGAAAACUGCAUCCAUCGAUAUAUCCAAGAAAGAAGAUAUGAGAAACGAUUUCAGAAUGGCAGCAUUAUACGCCGGUCUAUUCUUUGCCUUCUGGUUUCCCUGUCGUUGCUGGAGAAUUGUGACGUCAUCAAACUCCGAUGUCAAACAAUGUGAUAUUACAUUGGACAUAUUUGUGUGUAUAGGUAUCUUGUACAGCUCGAUCUUGCCGAUAAUAUACAUCUCUGUUGCGACCCAUCACAAGAAUAAAGCAAAACUUAAUGUCGACCGAGCAUCAAAAAUAGAAGCGGGAGAAAUCGAAAAAUUAACCAAGGAUAAAGAAGAUUCGGAAAAGAACAAUAACGAAUAUAUGAAUGUUUGAAGCCACGUAGAAAAAACUACAGCGAUUCUUUUCUGGAAUGAAGACUGCAUAUUUGCUAAUCGCAGGUUUCGUUACCUUUAAAUUCAAAUCUUUCAAUUAAAAACUAUCUCAUUCAAUUAAAUUUUGGCAAAUUUUUAAAAAUUUAUACUAUGAAAUUUAAUUUUUUUUUUUCCGAAAAUUUCGUGUGGAAAAUUGAAAGAAUUCGUAUUGUGUCUAAAAAUUUAACGUUGUUGCAAAAUUAUUUAUCGCGUAAAAUCAUCCAUUCAAAUGAAUUAUAUCUGUAGUGAAAGAAAACAAUAAUGCUGGCGGUAAACGCAUCUAACUGCCAAAAUCAGAUAUCUUAAUUUGGAAACUAAAUUGUCACCGAUAAAAGUAUCUUUCAUAUUAUAAGUUUUCGUGCAAGGCCCGAGUAUAAGUUGAUGGCAAAGAUCAUCACCUUGUGAAAUAACCGUCCACGCCACCACAUCUAUGUCAAAAUCAAAACGUAACUGUGACGUAACAAUGUGAACGCACUGGUGCAGUUUUUUAUGUGAAUAUCCAAAUUGCCGACGAUUCGAUUUCAGCGACAAAGAAAAUUUUCAGCGUCUUUAAUUACUCUUGUCAACACCUGCCAUAUUUUGCUCGUUUUGAGUUAUUGUUUUUCAAAGUGGUGACAUGAUUAUUAAGCAACUGCUUUUUUUAUUAUCGGAUUUACAAUAACGCUCACAAUUGCUAAGUACGUUUUUGCAAACUUAUAUAACUGCAAGACUAAUUGAGUUACACCUCUAAAUGUAAACCACUGUAUAACAGUUCCGUCUACCAAACCAUUUUGUUUAGGCAAAAUAAUGAAGUGGUAUCAUCAUGAAUUGUAUUAAAGUAGCAUUUAGAUAAAAAAUCACUCUAACCCUUUUAUAGUCACCUUUUAUUGACUAAUGACAAAUGGUCAGAGCAUGCGGUGUUAACAAUGGCUAAAUCUUUAUCAAAUUUGAUUUUAAAUCUUGCCAGUCGUAUAUUAUGACAUCCAUUGGGUUUUUCAAUAUAAU
Molecule: messenger RNA, 2252 nt
Organism: Styela clava
Lineage: Eukaryota; Metazoa; Chordata; Ascidiacea; Stolidobranchia; Styelidae
Biological process (GO): G protein-coupled receptor signaling pathway
Cellular component (GO): membrane
Molecular function (GO): G protein-coupled receptor activity
Source: RefSeq, a predicted model, not a curated record